This is a messenger RNA of Mya arenaria, 1869 nucleotides long. RefSeq lists its product as uncharacterized. Lineage: Eukaryota; Metazoa; Mollusca; Bivalvia; Myida; Myidae. The record is from RefSeq and is a predicted model, not a curated record. The transcript has 2 exons. The coding region runs from base 1 to 771 and encodes 256 amino acids.
AUGUUUUCAAUAAUUGACAAACAAAUCUCAAACAUAAGUGGAAUAUGUGAACUACUUAGUGGAGAGCUCGUUCUCGUUGACAAUUACAAUUGCCGUAUAAAGCUCCUGAACCAGUCCUAUCAGAUUGUCGAUCACUGUGACGUUCCAACUUAUCCAGGAGAUGCAUGCCACAUCGCGGGCAAUGAGUUGGCGGUUUCUGUCAACUGUAAUGGUAAGGACAGACAUGAAGUUCUUUUCUUCAACGUGAUGAAUUUAAAGCUAAAACAGACAAGAAAGUUAACGUUCAAUCACAUAGUACGACAAAUAGCUUAUCGUUCAGGGCGUAUGUUUAUCGCAUCUUUUACUGCACUUUACUCUUACGACAAAGCAGGCAAUGAUAGGAGAAAGAUGUUUGAGGACGAGUCGGAUACAGAGACCGUUUACAGUUGUGCUGUAAGCUCUGAUGGCAGUAAAAUUUACAUCACAAGUUACUCAAAAGAUGAGCUUCUAACACUGCAUAGAACAGGAUUUAAAUUAGAGACGUUCAGCGAUCCUGAUAUGAAAGGUCAACGCGCCAUACACGUGUCACCUCUGGGCCACGUUUUUGUCUGCUCGUAUAGUUCAAAAACCGUAAUUCAAGUGGAAAGGGAAGGAAAGAGGAAGCUGGCUACACUGGCUACGCAGGCUGAUGGAUUGGUGAAACCACAUUCACUGUGUUACAGUAGUCGUUCAUCCAGCGUUUUUGUAGGACAACAUGAAAAUAACAACAUUAUUGUGUUGAAGGUGAAAUAAUGAAUUACAAAAACGUUCAUCAGAAGAUUUUGUACACUCGAUAAUAAGCCUACUUCUAUAAAAAUAGACUUUGCGUGAGUGUGAGAACUUGUUAAUAAUAAUAUAUAUGUUAGCUUUUAUUAAGAAUGUUAGAGUGAUAUACCGCUGGGUGUACAAUGUGUGAUUUAUUGCUGAGUUGUACAACAUUAUAUAAAAAAAUAUACAUAUUGCAAAAAAGUAUCAUAUCUUUGAUUGAUUGUAAAUACUAAACUUGUAAAUCAUUAUUUGAAUAAUCUUGAUUGCCAAAUGAACAUUAUCAUAUAUUGUUUUAAUACUAUAUAUAUAUAUCUUAUUCAGCUUCAGAUGAUUUUUUUAUCCUGAAAACAUAAAUUAUGUUGUUAUUGUUAUUUUGUUUACUUAUACAGACUCUGUUUUAUUCUACCUAUUCACCGGAUUCAACAGCUUACAUAUUGCAAAAAAGUAUCAUAUCUUUGAUUGAUUGUAAAUACUUAACUUGUAAAUCAUUAUUUGAAUAAUCUUGAUUGCCAAAUGAACAUUAUCACAUAUUGUUUUAAUACUAUAUAUAUAUAUCUUAUUCAGCUUCAGAUGAUUUUUUUACCUGAAAACAUAAAUUAUGUUGUUAUUGUUAUUUUGUUUACUUAUACAGCCUCUGUUUUAUUCUACCGAUUCACCGGAUUCAACAGCUUAUAACUCAUUGGUGAAAAUAUAAUUUCGAGCACUAAUCGUUCGAUAAAUUAUAAAUGGACCUUUAAAAAUUAUAAUUGAGUAUAAAGAAUGCGUUAUCUCAAUUUCCUGGUUGGCAUGCAAAUUAAGUUAACAGAAAAGAUGAAAAGGAGAAUUUAACAUAUAUGGUUAUCUUAGAGCUGUUCUCUUACAGAUUAAUAGUUUUUACCAAAAAUAAAGUGUUUUUUCUCUAAAUCAGCUCUUUUUUGUAACAAGGCCUUCAUUUCAGUCAUGUAAGAUAACUCAAGACAUAACAGUUUCAAUAUUUGGAAAACUGCCGAAAAUAUCAUUUUUCUUAAAGCUGCACUUUCACAGAUUUACCGUUCUUACAACUUUUUUUAAUUUUUGUCUUGGAAUGAGCAAUUUUUGCGUAAA